Molecule: messenger RNA, 4511 nt
Organism: Rhizophagus irregularis DAOM 181602=DAOM 197198
Lineage: Eukaryota; Fungi; Glomeromycota; Glomeromycetes; Glomerales; Glomeraceae
Source: RefSeq, a predicted model, not a curated record
AAUAUAUUUAUAAAAGAAUUUAAAGCCUAAUAACAUAUUUCAUUAUGUCAUAUACUAAAAAUAAAUCAAUUAAUAAUGCACUUAAGAGAUCAUAUGCAAUAAUAGAUUACAAUAUUCAUAAUGAUAUACACAAAAGACAUGAAUUUAGAAAACAAACAAUUCUUAAUGAUGAAUCACUUACGGAAAAUGAAAAAUCUGAAGCAAUAAAAAUAAUAACUCUAAUUUAUGAUUAUAACAAACUUUGUUUUAAUAAAGGAACAAAAAGAAUUUGUGAAAAUUGUAAUCAAGAAUGUUUAGCUACAAUGUAUUGUGAAAUUUGUGUUCGAAAUUAUUUAAAAGCAAAAUUUUCAAAUUGGACAUCUGGAAAUGAUAUUAUUGAUAAUUUAAUAAAAGAAUGUCAAAUGAAGACAAUUGACCCAGGACUAAUACCAGAAUGGAUUCCAUAUAAUAAUUUACAAAAUAUUAAAUAUCUAACAGAAGGUGGAUUUUCAGAAAUUUAUACAGCAGAAUGGGUUAAUAAUGGAGGUUAUGAUAAAUGGGAUUCUAAAAAACAACAAUUAAAAAGACGUGGAGAAUCUGGAUUUGUACAAAUUGCGGUACUUAAAAAAUUAGAAAAUGUUGAAAAUGCAAAUCAAAAUUGGCUUGAAGAGGCUAAAUCACAUUUAAAUAUAAGCAAUAAAUGGAGUGAGAUUGUCCAAUGUUAUGGAUUAACACAAGAUCCAUCAAAUGGAAAUUAUAUGCUUAUAAUGAAUAAGUUGGAUAUAGAUUUAAGAAAAUAUUUACAACAAAAUCAUAAUCAACUUACAUGGAAAGAAAGAAUACAAAUUAUUACUGAUAUAACUCUUGCACUUGCAAGAAUUCAUAAAGAAAAUGCAAUUCAUAGAGAUCUGCAUUCUGGAAAUAUAUUAUUUAGAAUUAAUCAAAAAUUCUUAAUAAGUGAUCUUGGAUUUUGUGGACCUGCAGAUAAACCAUCAAAAAGUAUAUAUGGAAAUCUUCCUUAUAUAGCACCUGAGGUUAUUAUUGGAGAGCAGACUUUUAAAUCUGAUCUUUAUAGUAUUGCAAUGCUUAUGUGGGAAAUUUCAUCUGGAAAACCACCAUUCAUUGAUCGUGAACAUGAUUAUGAUCUUGCCAUGAAUAUUGUUAAUGGUAUAAGACCUAAAAUUGUACAAGGAACUCCUUUAGAAUAUAAAAAUUUAAUGAAACAAUGUUGGGAUGCUGAUCCAUCAAAAAGACCUGAUAUUGUUACACUUGAUAAUAAAAUAAGUGAAAUUAAUUUAUCUUAUCAAAGUAAAUCAAAUGAAUCAUUAACUCAACCAGAAGAAAAUAAUAAUUCUGAAAUGGAAAAUCAUACUAGCAGUAGCAAAGUAUUUACAAGUAGUAAACUUCAUCAAUUUGAUAAUCUUCCUGAACCAAGAAAUGCAACAGAAGAAGAGCAAGAAGCAUUUCAUAGUAAUAAAUCAUAUGAUUUUCAUAUUCCUGAAAAUAUUGAUGAUUUUAACAAAUUAAGUAGUAAGAAAAAUAGUAUUUCAAAAACAAGUAACAUAUUUAAAGAUAUGCAAAAUGAUUAUAAGAUUGAAGCAAUGCAACAGCAAACAAUGAAUCAUCAAAUUAAAGAUAACGACGAAGAUGAGAUGUAUAACAAUCCAAAUCUUCAUUCAGAAGAACAAGAUGAAUUUGAACUUCCUGACAAUAAUCAUAUCCAAUAUUACAAAUAUUCAGACUUUAGGAGUAUAAAACAGUUAGGAAGUGGUACAUCUGCAAGCGUCUAUUGUGCUAACUGGAAAAGUCUUGAUACUAUUUACGCUUUAAAGACUUUUCAUAAGAAUUCACUUAAAGAAAUUGUUAAUGGGAUAAAAAUACAUCGUAGAGUUAAUGAUCAUCAGAAUAUAAUAAAAUUUUUUGGAGUUUCAAAGAAAGAAACCGAUAAAAUUCCUGAAUAUUCUUUGGUAUUGGAAUAUGCAGAUAGUGGAACAUUGAAUACCUAUUUAAAUGAACACUUUAAUAAACUCGAAUGGGAUGAUAAACUUGAAUUGGCGUUACAAUUAGCAAAUGCUGUAUUGUGCUUACAUGAGAAUGAUAUAAUACAUUGCGAUUUGCAUGCAAGCAAUAUACUUGUACAUCAAAAAACCAUUAAGUUAUCAGACUUUGGCUUAUCGAAAAACAAUUCUGAAGAAUCAAGUAUUAAGACGUCAAAGAUGGGUGUACUACCUUAUAUGGACCCAAGUUGUUUCGAUGAUAAAAGUUACGAAUUAAAUAAAAAAUCUGAUGUGUAUAGCAUUGGAGUCCUCAUGUGGCAAAUUUCAAGUGGACGUCAACCAUUCAGACAAUUUUGUCUCGAUUCAGCUGCAUUAAUCAUAAAGAUAAAAGAAGGGAAAAGAGAAAAAAUUGUUGACGGUACACCUAUUGGGUAUAGUAAUCUAUACACUAGUAAAUGUUGGGAAGCUAAACAUGAAGAACGUCCAAAUGUAUUAGAAGUUGUUUCAACUCUUCGGUCGAUUAUUGAUUAUGAUGCAUUAAAAGUUGGUUCAACCCGUCAAUCGAUUAUUUUCUUAACAAGAAAUAAUGGAAAUACUAUUGAUGUAACGAAUUCUAAUAAAAACUCACUAUCGAGCAAUGAAACGGCAGAUACAAAUAUGAUAAAUCUAGUCAUUAAUGAUAUGAUUAGAUCGUUAUCAAUUCAUGAAGUUGAUUCUACAAAAUAUGUAAGUUGUUCAACAACCAUUUCAAGUGAAACAAAAGAAUUAUUAACAGAUUUUUUUGAGUUAAAAAUAAAUCAUAUAAAUGAUAUUAUUAAAAUUAUUAUUAAAGAACACGAUAAAGGUACCACUUUUGAUCAAAUUCAGAAACAUAUCAGUCAACAAAUGUUACAAUUUAGUACUGAUGAAAAAAUUAUAGAUUGGUUAAAAAAUCAAGAUAAAGGAGCACAAUAUAUUUGGUUUUUAGGAUUAUUUUACUUUUAUAAUAUAUAUACAGACAAUACAAAUGAAGUAUUUCGAUUAUUUUCAGAAGCAUCAAUAUGUAAUUUUCCAUUAGCUCAAGUCUAUCUUGCUAAAUGUUAUAGCGAUGGUUACGGUACUAAGCAGAACAAAUAUUUAGCAUUCAAAUCAUAUGAAAAAUCUGCAAAUAAUAAAAGUAUUGCUGGGCAAUAUUAUUUGGAAUGUUGUUAUGAGUUCGGUAUUGGAACUGAAAGAGAUGAGGUGAAAGCAUUUUAUUGGUAUGAACAGGCUGCUAAUUAUGAUAACGUAAUUGCAAAACUUUACCUCGCAAAUUGUUAUAGAGUAGGAAAAGGUGUUGAAGAGGAUCAUAUUAAGGCAUUUAAAUAUUACAAGAUAUUAGCUAAACAAGGAAUUCCUGAUGCACAAUAUCAACUUGGAUAUUGCUAUGAUAAUGGAAUUGGAACAAAAGAAGAUAUAAAGUCAGCUAUUGAUUGGUAUGAAAAAGCAAAAAAAAAUGGAAAUAUUGCUGCAAAUGAAAUUCUUGCAGCAAAUAACGGAAACAAAGUUGCACUGUAUCAUUUAGGAGAUUGUUAUAGAACAGGAAAUGGUGUGAAAAAAAAUUUAAUAAAAGCGUUUGAGUUAUACAAAGAAUCAGCCGAGCAUUGUAUUGAUGGAAAAUUUCGACUUGCUAUAUGUUUUUCUGAAGGGAUUGGACCUGAUUUUAACAAAGUAAAUGCAAUCGUAUUAUAUAAAAUUGCUGCCCGUGAAGGAAUAAGUGAAGCCCAAAAUAAUCUCGGAAAUUUAUAUUUGAAUGGCAACUAUAUAAAACCGAAUUUAGAAGAGGCCGUUAAAUUGUUUGAGAAAGCAGCGGAAAACGGGGACAAAGUUGCGCAGUAUAAUUUGGCUAGAUGUUAUGGAACAGUUGCAUACUAUUAUGAUAAUGGAAUUGGAACUAAACAAAAUAAAGAAAAGGCAUUUAAAUUAUAUGAAAAAGCGGCUAAAAAAGGAAAUAAAUUUGCACAAAACAAUAUUGGAAUUUUGUAUGAAAGAGGUGAAGUGGCUAAUAAGGAUCCAAAAAUGGCUUUUUUCUGGUAUGAAAAAGCAGCAGAAAAUGGGAGCGAAACAGCCUUGUAUAAUUUAGGCGUGUGCUAUGAAAAAGGAAUCGGAACCGGAAGAAAUGAUGUAACAGCUUUUGAAUGUUACAACAAAUCUGCGGAAUGUGGAUAUAUUAGUGCACAAUGUAGAGUUGCAUAUUGUUAUGAUAAAGGAAUUGGAACAAAUGAAGAUAAGGAAGCAGCAUUUGAAUUAUAUAAAGAAGCAGCGGAAAAAGGAAAUAAGAUUGCACAAAAUAAUCUUGGAACCUUUUAUGAAGAAGCACAAUAUAACUUGCGUAGGUGCUAUGAGUAUGAAAUAGGUAUCGGAAAAAAUGAAGUCAUUUCUUUUGAGUUUAGUAAGUCAGUUAAACAUGGAUGUGCAAAUACACAAUAUAAAACAGUAUAUUGUGAUGAUUAUUAUGAUCAAGGAAUUAUUAAAACUGAGGUUAAUGUUGAAAAUUCAUUUAUAUCAUAUAACUAA